Molecule: messenger RNA, 1725 nt
Organism: Arctia plantaginis
Lineage: Eukaryota; Metazoa; Arthropoda; Insecta; Lepidoptera; Erebidae
Source: the annotation of a GenBank genome assembly
AUGGGACAAGGACAUAAUCAAAUGUUACUUAUAGAACUUACUGAAACAUUACCUGAAGAGACGCUGCACUAUUACGAAAUAUCUACUAUGACUUCUAGCAGAGGGAGGAAAAUAUUGGCCUUAGUUACCCCCAGUAAUGAUAACAAUAAAACGCCGGACGUUUUAAUGGAUGAAAUAGCGAAUAACGAGGGUAGCCACACUUUAAAUUGUGAAUUUAAAAUAGAUAAUAAUCAACCUACUGCAACUCCACGGUUAAGAUCAAGCUCCUCUAGUACUUCAAGCAGCUUAUCUUCCAGAAAUAGCUCCUCUUCUUCGUCAUACAAAGAAGAUAGCGAUGACUCCGUUAAAGAUCCUCUUUACCAACCAGAAAACCUUAUGCAACCAGCAUCGCCAUUAAUUUCUUCGAUCGAUGAUUUAAUGGAAGCUAACGCUAAUGGCUUGACACACUCUGGAGUUCACGAAAAAAUGACACAGACAGAAGAAUUAUCCUAUGCUGGCCCUAGUAACAUUCCAGAGGCAGAUAUUAAAAGUGGUAGAAAACGCAUGCGCAACGAAAGUUGUUGGAAGAAAAAUAUUGUUAAAAGACUAAAGAAUACAGGGAAAUCUUAUAAGAGUACAGCUACAAAAAAAGUUGAACCUGAACGUAAAAUGCAGAAACCUUGCAACGAAAAAUGUAGGCUGCGUUGUAGUACAACAUUUACAGAAAUGGACAGGAAGAUGUUAUUCGAUGAGUAUUGGCAGAUAGGAGACGUAGAGAAACAUUGGAAUUACUUAUCAAAUUGUAUGACUGCCAUUAAACCUAAAUAUCGAUAUGUUAGAGAAGGUGGCACUAGAAAUAAGAGGGAGUACAAUAAUGCAUUAUUUUUUACUUUGGGUGGCGAAAAGGUAAGAGUUUGCAAACUUUUUUUUAAGAAUACGCUCGGAAUCACUGAUCGUCCGAUACGCACUGUGAUGUUCAAACGCAAUAAACUUGCUGGUACUAUUUUGGCAGGUGAUACCAGAGGAAAACACUCAAAUCAUCCAAAAAUUGAUGAAUCAAUUCGAUCGGCUAUAAAAACACACAUAGAAUCAAUAACGAAAAUCGAUUCUCACUAUACUCGUGCGAAUACAUCAAAAGAAUUCAUAGACGGUAGCAGAACAAUUGCUGAGGUACAUAAAGACUAUGUAGACAUUUCUAAACGCCAGAAUGUACCUUACGGAAAUUACAUGUUAUUUUAUAAGAUAUUUACAGAAGAUUAUAACAUUUCCUUCUUUAAACCAAAAAAAGAUCGUUGUGAUACUUGUGCUAUUUACGAAAACUGUGAAAAUGAAUAUAAAGAAAAUAGAAAGGAAUAUUAUGAGUCGCAUUUGAUAGAAAAAGAUAUUUGCAGGGAAGAAAAAGCCAAGGAUAAAGAAAAUGACAACGUGAUUACUGCUGUGUAUGACCUACAGGCGAUUAAAAAACAAGUUCGAGGCGGUCCUAUGUACACUCCCGAGGCGUUCAUCAGUGCAGUUAAAACUGCCAGGUCUAAUCCGGAGCCCUUUAAAGUUAAUAUGAUGUCGUAUCAAGACUUUCUAGACUGGAAGGAUGUGUGUUCACAAAUGGGAUUUGAUAUAACAAAAGAUGAAAAUGGAGAUCCUGUCAAAUUCAUUGGCAUCAAAGUUGUUAAACUAGAAAGGGAUCAUCCACGUGACAUUUUUUUAAAACAUCCUACAAAGAAAAUGAUUUUAAGAGAGCUCAAGUAA